AUAGAAAAUGCAGUGACUGCACCCGUCUCCCUGUGACCUAACAAGUUCACUUUAAUGAACCUCAAUAGUGACCACCUGAAGUCCUGCUGUUUCAGAGCAAAUAGGUUAUGAAUCUUCAUUUGUCUCUUUAUUUGGGGCUUUUUUUUUUUCCCUAAUUACUUACAGAUAGCAUGGAUAUCAUUAUACUGGGAAAGAAAUCAGCUUCGAGGAGGAGGAGGAGGGAGAUGUUAAUGUGUUUGUUGCUGUGGGUUAGAUUUGGCUUGCUGAGGUCACGGGCAUUUUACUGCUGUUUUACUGCAUUUUUACAGUUCCGAGGUUCUGUAAGCGGAGGAGCCCCUUGGUAGCAUCAGGCUAUGAGUUGCUAUGUAAGAUGAACUGUAGGCGUUUACUUGCCCGUCUGUCUGAAUUCGCCUCAUCCUACCUCGGUGGAUGGCUUAGCCUCUGGGAUAGCUCAAGACUCUUGGAUGACCACGCUUUAUGCAAAAUCCAGAAUCUUCCUGCCUGGACUCCUUUCUGUUUUCUAAGGGUUCAUGUUGGGGAGAGGCCUAAAGCGCAAGCUGAGUGACUAUGAGGAGAGCAUGGCUGGUCUCUCGAGUGCCUUUGAUUCCAGUCGAGGUCUGCCCUACCCACUCAAGAGGCAGCUGGUGCUCAACAUGUGCCUCACCAAGUUACAGACGUACAAAAUGCUGGUGGAGCCCAACCUGCACCGCUCCGUGCUCAUCGCCAACACCGUGCGGCAGAUCCAGGAGGAGAUGAGGCAAGAGAGCAGCCAGCAGCCAGUGAAUAUCUGCCCUGGCAUUGCUCCUGCUUCUCACAGCUACCCAGGGAUGGAGGCACCUGGCGUUUCCCUUCAGUUGCCUUCAGGUGUUGGUCAGCAGGAGUCCCACUGCUGUGAGCUGCGGUCUGUAGAGGACCCGAUUGAAAACAGCCUGCUGAUCGUUUCAGAUGAUGACAUGUCAUCUGCUAUUUCAUCUAUUCUGAAGGAUUUAGACUUUGUAGAAGAUAUCAGCCCACCUACUUGUCUGGUUCCUACUGGAGAUGACCAGCCAAAGUUUCCAGAAAAUACUGGUCUGAAACUUGAAGAUGACAGACAGGAUUUGAAGGGAGCCGAAUGUGUGUUUGGUUCCUUUGAGAUUUCAAAUUCAACCAGUUACUUGAAGGAUUUGGCAAUAGAUGACAUUUUUGAAGAUAUUGACACUUCAAUGUAUGAUUCAGACUUUUGCUGCCCUCCCCUGAUGCCACCCAGAUCACCAUCUCUUGCUACAGAAGAACCAUUGAAAACCUUCCCAUCUUGUAAUUCUUCUUCAGCAAACAACAUUCAGAUAUGUAGAACAGAUCUGAGUGAGUUGGACCACAUCAUGGAAAUUCUCGUUGGAUCCUGAUACUUGUUUUACCCAAAGAUACUUUUAGACUGCCACUUGCAUUUGGUUUCAGGAUAAAAGCCACUGGAAUAGUUGUAAAGAAUUCUUUUAAAAGCAAACUAAAUAAUAAUUUGUCCAUAUUAGAAUUUUCUAAAUAAUUCCAAACUUACAAACCAAAAAAGUGGCAGAUUUUAAAAAAGAAAAAUUAUUUAUCAGAACUGUGCAAUCAUCAUUUUCCUUCCAGGGUGUAUGUGGAACAAUGGGCACAUACCCUCAUCACCCCUCAUGCCUCUUUCAAUAAACUUUUUUAUGUGCAAUUUUUAAUUUGACAGAAGAAUUUACAUGCAAAGCAAAUUUCAUAUGAGGUGAUCUUUUACAAAGCCUCCACUUUAUUUUUAAUAUCAGAGUCUAUGCCAAGCUGGCAUCUGUCAAGUUGCAGAGUUAGAUUGUGUGGAUUGCAGACACGUUCUUAGAGAUGGGUAUAUUUUAAAAAUGAGACACGCUAUGCUUUCUUUUGGUCAGAAAAGCAGAUCAAGACACUUACCAACAAAGUCUCUUGCAUUUUCUAAAACAUUCAGAACUAUUUAUUUUUGUAAAUUUUAUAGUCUUUCUACAUUUUACUACGUUAUUUCAUCAUAGUUCAAAUAUAAUGGACUUCUAGUUGGAUGUGUUUAGCACUACCUCUGAGCUGAAAUGCUUUAACUCUUUCCAGUGCUUCAUCUGAGACUGCAGAUCUUUUUGUUUCUGUUUCUUUCUGGGGGAAAGUACUUCUAACUCAUUAAGUUGAUCCUUUGACAGUGACCUAGCUGAUUUGUGAAAUCAAGGGUAUUCAAUGUUUAAAAACUUUUAAGUAUUUACAAAUUAAUUUAUAUGUAGAUUGUGCAAUUUAACAUUUUUCUGUCAGUAUUAUGUGCUUAGAUUUUGAAUAAUCUUGGCGUUCUUUAAAUUAAAAUUUGCUAUGUACAGGUAGCUUUUUAUUCUCUUUUGGAAAACACUGUCCUUCACCCUGCUUUCACUACAGAUUUUAAGAUGAUUUUUAUGUGCAAUAUUAUUUAAAGAGAUACACAUUUUUAUACCUGGCAUUGUGGGAAGAAACGCUUCAAACUUAAAACCUCUAGCACCUUUGGAGGAUACUCAGCCAACAUUUCUGCAUCCUUUCAGAAGCCAAGCUGAGAGCACUGAGAACACAUCACCCUCUGCAGUGACAGCCCUGGAGCACCCGUGGGGCUGUGGGGACCCGGUGCUGGUGGCUCUGUCCCUCCCAGGGGCCGAGGCCACCUGGGCUUUGGAACCCCGGAGCUGCUGGCCCAGGCUGUCCUGGGUGGGGCAGGGGUGUUUUUAUGCAGAUACACAAACACCCUGCUCAGCUGGAGGUGAGAUUUGCAGUGAGAAUUGGUUUUCCAUCAGGCAGUUUGGGUUCUGUGUUUCAGCCUGAACCGAGGUCUAGAUCGAUCCCUGCUAUCGUCUUCUGAGUUUCACACUUGCACAUUGCUUUUUGGUUUGGAUUUUGUUUUUUGUUUUCCUUCUUUUUUUAAUUAUAAGACUUUUACUUUGUUCUUGAAAGCUGCAGCACCCGUCUUGGAAACUUGCAGUUGUAAAACCUUUGCUUUGGUUUGUUGUAUUUUUUGGGGUUUUAUUGUUCUGCUGAGACUUUUUUAUGAACAGAGUGUCGGCAGAGGGAAAAAAUGUUGCCUGUGUGUUGCAUCUCACAGAAGUUGAAAUCCUGGCCCUGUUGAAGGGGCCAGGGUGUCACCUGGUAUUUCUAGUCUUAACUGAUGCUGUGGCACACCUACCUUGUGCAGAGAUCUAUGUUUUUUUACUGUGACUCUCUUGGUUAACAGUUAGCUGCCGACAUAAUUUGGUAUCCCAGGCCAUUGGAGAACCAUUUCAGGUCACAUCCUCGCAGCCAUCUGGGUUGUUUAGCAGCUGAAGGGUAUAAAUGUAUUUAUAUGCAUAUAUUGUAUUGAUUCUAAUAUAAAACUUCUGAUCUAAAGCAUUUUGAAUUGCUGGAUAAAGGGAUUUGUUUGAAGAGUGUAUAACUAGUUCUUGAAGAGGUACAGCUUCAGAAUGUACACAGAUUGUGCAUUGUGUAUAGACUACUCUGGCUUUUCCUCAGCCUCUACUUUUGUAUUAAAAAUAUGACUGAAUAAAUCCUUGAAAUAUUAAGGGCCUUCUGCACUGUGAUGAAACAGAGAUGCGGUUAAAAAUGUCUUUAAAUUCAGUGAUGAGGGAUAAAAUAAAAAGACUGCAUCUAAUCUCUUUUUGCAUUUGAAAAUAUGGAAUGUUACUAUGCAGUACAGAUAUUUUGGUAUGAAAAUUGUAUCACAUAGCAAAUAGUGAACACUUAAUAAAUCCACUUUCCUUGCAGUCUCUACAGAAACAGAAGAGAAGACAACUUGCUUUUCAACAUUUAUGUACUAAAGUUUUUUGUAUACUGCAGCAAAAGAUUUAAUUGUUGGUAGAUCUUUUAUCAACAAUUCAAAAUGCAAUUUUUGUACAAGUCCUGGCUACAGAGCUCUGUUUCUAAUUGGUUGCUUGUGUCACAGUGCCAAGACCAUGAGCUGGUGUGUAAUGCAGUUUGGUUAUGUUUGGAAUUAUGUGCAAAGGGAAGUUUAAUUUUUAAAUAUGCACAAAUUAAUUUUAAAAUCCUUCCAUGUAAAAUGAAGUUAGAGGCUAGUUGUGGUGGACCUAUUUAUUGUAUGUUUGGAAAUAAAAGCCACAGUUUUGCAUUUAAACCAGUUA
Haemorhous mexicanus (house finch) is the source of this 4103-nucleotide messenger RNA. Its product is annotated as SERTA domain-containing protein 2-like. Lineage: Eukaryota; Metazoa; Chordata; Aves; Passeriformes; Fringillidae. Gene Ontology annotation, molecular function: transcription regulator activity. The record is from RefSeq and is a predicted model, not a curated record. Gene Ontology annotation, cellular component: nucleus. Bases 531 to 1382 code for a protein of 283 amino acids. The transcript has 3 exons.